Molecule: messenger RNA, 3802 nt
Organism: Colossoma macropomum (tambaqui)
Lineage: Eukaryota; Metazoa; Chordata; Actinopteri; Characiformes; Serrasalmidae
Gene: galnt10
Product: UDP-N-acetyl-alpha-D-galactosamine:polypeptide N-acetylgalactosaminyltransferase 10 (GalNAc-T10)
Exons: 12
Coding region: 1-1812 (603 amino acids)
Cellular component (GO): Golgi apparatus
Source: RefSeq, a predicted model, not a curated record
AUGAGGAGGAAGGAGAAGAGGCUGCUGCAGCUGGCCGGGCUGCUGAUCGCAGCGCUGCUUUUCCUGCCGAAUGUGGGUUUAUGGUCGCUGUAUCGAGACAGAGUGUUUGAAAACUCGCCUGCGUCGCUGGACGAUCACAGCGUCCGCGGUCAGGGACUGAACGGAGGGCCCAGGCCACCCGCGAGUCAUGGUGGUCAGCGGAGGAAAGACUGGCACGAUUAUGAAGUGAUCAAAAGAGAUGCAGCCCGAACAGGUAACGGUGAACAGGGCAAGUCGUUCCCGCUGACCGAUGCUGACCGUGUUGACCAGGCCUACAGAGAGAAUGGCUUCAACAUUUAUGUCAGCAACAGAAUCUCUCUCAACCGCUCACUGCCCGACAUACGACACCCAAACUGUAAGCUGAAGCUGUAUGCCGAGAAGCUUCCAAACACCAGCAUCAUCAUCCCCUUCCAUAAUGAAGGCUGGUCUUCUCUCCUCCGGACCGUCCACAGCGUCCUCAACCGCUCCCCGCCUGAGCUUAUAGCGGAGAUUAUACUGGUGGAUGACUUCAGCGACAGGGAGCACCUGAAGGCCUCUCUGGAGGAUUACAUGGUCCGCAUGCCAAAGGUUCGGAUCCUGCGCACUAAGAAGCGUGAGGGAUUGAUCCGGACGAGGCUGCUGGGCGCCGCCGCUGCUAAAGGAGAGGUCAUCACCUUCCUGGACUCGCACUGCGAGGCUAACGUCAACUGGCUCCCGCCACUACUGGAUCGCAUCGCCCAGAACCGAAAAUCGAUCGUGUGUCCGAUGAUCGAUGUGAUUGAUCAUGAUAAUUUUGGCUAUGAGACGCAGGCUGGCGAUGCGAUGCGAGGAGCGUUUGACUGGGAGAUGUAUUACAAACGCAUCCCCAUUCCUUCGGAGCUGCAGAAGGACGACCCCAGCGAACCCUUCGAGUCUCCUGUGAUGGCUGGAGGUUUGUUUGCGGUGGACAGGAAGUGGUUUUGGGAGCUGGGAGGAUAUGACACGGGGCUGGAGAUUUGGGGCGGAGAGCAGUAUGAAAUAUCGUUUAAGGUGUGGAUGUGCGGUGGGAGGAUGGAGGAUAUCCCCUGCUCUCGGGUCGGCCACAUUUACAGGAAGUACGUCCCCUACAAAGUACCCGGAGGGGUCAGUCUCGCCAGGAACCUCAAGCGUGUGGCGGAGGUGUGGAUGGAUGAAUACGCUGAAUAUAUUUACCAGCGGCGGCCGGAAUAUCGCCACCUGUCUGCAGGGGAUGUAACUGCGCAGAAGGAGCUGAGAGCCAGGCUGAACUGUAAGAAUUUUAAAUGGUUCAUGACGGAGGUGGCCUGGGACCUGCCCAAACACUACCCACCUGUCGAGCCUCCGGCCGCAGCGUGGGGCGAGCUGCGUAACGUGGGCAGUGGCCUCUGUAUGGAGAGUAAACACUUCUCCUCCGGUUCUCCACUCAGAGUGGAGACGUGUGUGAAAGGACGAGGAGAAGCAGCCUGGAAUCACGGACAGGUGUUUACGUUUGGCUGGAGGGAGGAUAUAAGGGUCGGUGAUCCACUCCACACUAAGAAAGUGUGUUUUGACGCCAUUUCGCACAACAGUCCGGUUACACUGUACGACUGUCAUGGCAUGAAGGGAAACCAGCUGUGGCGCUACAGGAAGGAUAAGACUCUGUACCACCCCAUCAGCAACAGCUGUAUAGACCACAACCCCACAGAGAAACGAGUCUUCAUGAACUCCUGUGACUCCAGCUCACCCAGCCAGCAGUGGAUUUUCGAAAGGACCAACUCCACUGUUCUGGAGCAGUUUAACCGCAACCACGACUCCUGAAGCUCAGCACACUGAGCCCUCGGGGCUUUGGGACGUGGACUUCUGGGGCCUGAAGCCAAAGCGAGAAAUCUGAUGUGCAGCCCUCACUUUCAAACAGACGACUGACUGAACAUCGAGGUUUUUCCUCACGGGCAGUGAAGAGCAACACCAAUGAAAUUACGGAAAACUGUCUCAUAUACACUUUUAGCAUUUGUCCUUUUAUGAAUGUAGGCAAGAGUCUUUCCACCAGCUCCACAUCAAAGUAGUGUUAGAUUUCAGUCACGUUAGCUGGAGCUGCGGCCUAAAACAGUCACAGUUUCAUUAGUAAGCUCACUAAUGCUGGCUAAGCGCUUGUUUUAACCUUCUAACUAAUGACUGUGGCUAGCCAGCUACCUAGCUAGCUAGCUUUGUUUUUGUCAUUGGUAAAGCUGUGAACAUAUGCAAGUCUUUUCACCAGCUUAACGUCAAAAUAGUGCAAAAUUUCGUAAAAGAGUAAACUAACUAAAAGAGUCAUAUUUUCAUUUGGUAAUGUUAGCUAACAUGCUAAUAAACUGGUUAGGUACCAGUUUUGUCCUUCUAGCUAAUAACAGUGGCUAGCUAGACAGCUAGCUUUGUUUAUAUCAUUGCUAUUGGGUACUUGACUAGACAGUGUAAGCUAACUUGCUAAUGCUGGUUAGGUGAAGGUUUUGUCCUUCCAGUGAAUGAUAAUGGAUAGCCAGCUAGCUAGCUAGCUAGCUUUGUUUAUGUCAUUGCUAUUGGUAACUUGGCUAGUUAUGUUAAACACACAUCUCCUCAUUUGUUUCAUUCAGAAAUAAUUAUAGUUAAAUUACAGACAGUUAUUUGUUGACACAACAGCAACUAGGGAUGUGCAAUACGACAGAAUUUUGUGUUUUUCUCUUUUUUAACUCCUUAGCGAAUUAGUUAGCGCUAAAUUGCAGUGACGUUAGCGAAAACAGUCGCAUUUUCAUUUUAACAUUUCAUGUUAGCUAACAUGCUAAUGUUGGUUAGGUGCCAGUUUUGUCCUUCUAGCUAAUGACUGGCUAGCUAGCUAGCUAGCUUUGUUUAUGUCAUUGCUAAUGGUAACUUGGCUCAUUAUGUUAAGCACAAAUCUCCUCAUUUGUUUCAGUCAGAAAUAAUUACAGUUAAAUUACAGACGGUUAUUUUCUGACACAACAGCAACUAGGGAUGUGCAAUACGACAGAAUUUUGUGUUUUUCUAUUUUUUUUUUUACAUUAGUGAGUAAGUUAAUGUUAGCUAACUUGCUAAUGCUGAUUAGGUGUCAGUUUUUGUUCUAGCUAAUAUAUUCUUUAUUUUUACCACACUGUUGGCAACUUUGCUAACAUUAGCCUAGAUAAUGUUACAGUUGUUUGGACAGCGUCUUUCCACGGUCCAGGAUUACUUCACGAUGACCACCAGCCGUUAACCCAGAGCCCUGAAGGAAAGAUCUUUCUCCUGGAAAUUUCCUUCAUCUCUCCUCAGACAUUUCCAUCAAACUCAUCCUUCUCGUCAUCCCCUGUUCACCUGACAGCUGUUUAAUAACAGAAGCUCCAGGCAGAGGUCAGGAACACAGCCAGGCGGGCCUGUAAACGAGACGAGACUGAUGGCACAUCACAGAUUUGGACUGUUUUGGCUCCAAACUCGGCCAGGUUGUGGUUUCAGGCCCCAGUGCAAUUAAAGCCGAGGCUGUUUUGAUGCACUAAACCUCGCGCUCCGUGUAAAGCAGCGGAUCGGAGGCAGUCGGAGGGACUUUGACAGUAAAUGGAGUGAAAUGGAGCGUACUUUUGCGUGUUCGUGGGUUAUUAUCCGAUACCGGAGGAACUCGGAGGACGCCUUCUCCCUUUGUUUUGAUGCAUAAAGCACUCAUAAAUGUUAAACUUGAAUCCAAUCCUUGUGCCUUGCUGUUAGAGAACAUUAUAACAACCCGGCACAGAGUUUAAAUAUGCUCCUGAUGUUUUUUGUACGGACUGAGUAAAGAAACGAGUGAAUGUUCAUCUGCGUCUGCAACACUGAA